AUGGAGAUGUUGAGGAUGGAACUGACACAGACCAGAAACAGAUUUGCAGCCCUAGAUCAAGAGGUUCCCAGCGCCUUCGUCCUUGGUGGCUUCCCAAACAAGAUCGGAUACAGAGGUACCUGCAUCUUUGUCCUCGGCUCUGUCUCCCUCUCCGGUGGCUUCUACCUCAGGUUCAGGUCCUCAGAGCUCACCAGACUAUCCUUCGUUUACAGAAACGAACUAACUAGCGUAGCCGCUCUGGACCUGGCGACAGAGGCAGACAUACUGGCGCAUGAAUACUUCAUUAAACAAGACAACACAAAGCUCCGAGAGUGGGAGACAGAGAGUGACAUAGAGAAAGACACAGCAUUCAAGAGAGAGGAGAGAGGCAGCAAGAGAGAGGAGAGAGGCAGCAAGAGAGAGGAGAGAGGCAGCAAGAGAGAGGAGAGAGGCAGCAAGAGAGAGGAGAGAGGCAGCAAGAGAGAGGAGAGAGGCAGCAAGAGAGAGGAGAGAGGCAGCAAGAGAGAGGAGAGAGGCAGCAAGAGAGAGGAGAGGCGGCGAGAGAGAGAGGAGAGAGGUUCCAAGAGAAAGGAGAGAGGUUCCAAGAGAGAGGAGAGGCGGCGAGAGAGGUUCCAAGAGAGAGGAGAGGCGGCGAGAGAGAGAGGAGAGAGGCAGCAAGAGAGAGGAGAGAGGCAGCAAGAGAGAGGAGAGAGGCAGCAAGAGAGAGGAGAGGCAGCGAGAGAGAGAGGAGAGGUUCCAAGAGAGAGGAGAGGCGGCGAGAGAGAGAGGAGAGAGGCAGCAAGAGAGAGGAGGGAGGCAGCAAGAGAGAGGAGAGAGGCAGCAAGAGAGAGGAGAGAGGCAGCAAGAGAGAGGAGAGGCAGCAAGAGAGAGGAGAGGCGGCGAGAGAGAGGAGAGGCGGCGAGAGAGAGAGGAGAGGUUACAAGAGAGAGGAGAGGCGGUGAGAGAGAGAGGAGAGGCGGCAAGAGAGAGGAGAGAGGCAGCAAGAAAGAGGAGAGAGGCGGCAAGAGAGAGGAGAGAGGCGGCAAGAGAGAGGCAGCAAGAGAGAGAAGAGAUGCAGCAAGAGAGAAGACAGAGGCGGCAAGAGAGAGGAGAGAGGCAGCAAGAGAGAGGAGAGAGGUUCCAAGAGAGAGGAGAGAGGUUCCAAGAGAGAGGAGAGGCGGCAAGAGAGAGGAGAGAGGCAGCAAGAGAGAGGAGAGAGGCAGCAAGAGAGAGGAGAGAGGCAGCAAGAGAGAGGAGAGGCAGCAAGAGAGAGGAGAGGCAGCGAGAGAGAGAGGAGAGGCGGAAAGAGAAAGAAGAGAGGCAGCAAGAAAGAGAAAAUAGGCAGCAAGACAGGAGAGAGGCAGCAAGAGAGAGGAGAGGCAGCAAGAGAGAGGAGAGAGGCAGCGAGAGAGGCGGCGAGAGAGAGAGGAGAGGCGGCAAGAGAGAGAGGAGAGGCGGCGAGAAAGAGAAAAGAGGCAGCAAGACAGGAGAGAGGCAGCAAGAGAGAGGAGAGAGGCAGCAAGAGAGAAGAGAUGAGAGAGAGGGGAGAGGUGGCGAGAGAGAGAGGAGAGGUGGAAAGAGAAAGAAGAGAGGCAGCAAGAAAGAGAAAAGAGGCAGCAAGACAGGAGAGAGGCAGCGAGAGAGGAGAGAGGCAGCAAGAGAGAGGAUACGAGAGAGAGAGGAGAGGUGGCGAGAGAGAGAGGAGAGGUGGAAAGAGUAAGAAGAGAGGCAGCAAGAAAGAGAAAAGAGGCAGCAAGACAGGAGAGAGGCAGCAAGAGAGAGAAGAGAGGCAGCAAGAGAGAGGAGACACACAGCAAGAGAGAGGACAGAGGCGGCAAGAGAGAGAAGAGAGGCAGCAAGAGAGAGGAGAGAGGCAGUAAGAAAGAGGACAGAGGCGGCAAGAGAGAGGAGAGAGGCAGCAAGAGAGAGGAGAGAGGCAGUAAGAAAGAGGACAGAGGCGGCAAGAGAGAGGAGAGAGGCAGCAAGAGAGAGGAGAGAGGCAGCAAGAGAGAGA
Molecule: messenger RNA, 1993 nt
Organism: Oncorhynchus keta (chum salmon)
Lineage: Eukaryota; Metazoa; Chordata; Actinopteri; Salmoniformes; Salmonidae
Exons: 5
Coding region: 1-1320 (439 amino acids)
Source: RefSeq, a predicted model, not a curated record